This is a messenger RNA of Ostreobium quekettii, 372 nucleotides long. The record is from the annotation of a GenBank genome assembly. NCBI's taxonomy places the organism in Eukaryota, Viridiplantae, Chlorophyta, Ulvophyceae, Bryopsidales, Ostreobiaceae.
AUGAUGGCCCACCCAGACAGCGCCGCUCCAGCCAGGGAGGCGCGGGUGGCGGACGGCAUGGCGGUGGAGCAGCACCAGGAGCGGGCGUUCGUGAUGAGACACGGCCACCUGUCGCUGCGCCGGAACCUCUUGACCAAGUCGAGCACCAAAAAGCGCUUCGACUCCGGCGAGUGGGCGAUGGAGCGGGCGGGGCUGUCGUGCACGGAGACCGUGCCCGCCGACGUGCCCGUCGAGCAGCUGUCGCCCAAGCUGGGCCCGGAGGGCGGGCCGCUGGAGCGGCGGCCGUCGCGCCUGGAAUACAUGAUCCCCGAGAUGGAGAGCCCCAGGGUCGGCGACGCAGACAAGGAGAGUGGGGACAGCGCGGAGCAUUGA